Molecule: messenger RNA, 1125 nt
Organism: Cantharellus anzutake
Lineage: Eukaryota; Fungi; Basidiomycota; Agaricomycetes; Cantharellales; Hydnaceae
Product: P-loop containing nucleoside triphosphate hydrolase protein
Exons: 3
Biological process (GO): double-strand break repair via homologous recombination
Cellular component (GO): cytoplasm; chromosome
Molecular function (GO): ATP binding; 3'-5' DNA helicase activity; nucleic acid binding
Source: RefSeq, a predicted model, not a curated record
AUGCCACCUCCCCUGCCUACCCCUCCCUUUCCAGCAAAGCCUCACACUGCAGAACAGCUACAGCUUGACAGCACAAGCCACUUUGGUCAGAGACCUUGUCGAUGGCAAAGUGAUAUUGCAUUCCAACUGGUUCAUCGGAGAAAUUUGGUGUCCAUUUCUGCUACAGGUUCUGGGAAGAGCUUUAUCUUCUGGCUUCCCAUGCUAUAUGAGAAUGGACUCACGAUAAUUGUUGUUCCAUUGAAGAACCUAGGACAGCAGCUUGCUGAUGAAUCUUCUCGGAGGGGAUUCUGCACUGUGUCAGUGACAGCAGAGCUGUUGGGAGAGUCACUGACAUUGCUCGAAGAGAUCAAGUGCCUGCAGUUCCGAACAGUUGUCCUAUCUCCUGAGCUAGCAGUCGACCCACGCUUCAUGCGCAUCUGGAAUGAACCAAAAAUCAAGAAAAAGAUAAAUCGCGUAAUUAUUGAUGAAGCCCACUGUGUCAGUCAGUGGGGAAGAGACUUCCGAUCAUCAUAUUUACAUCUCUCCUGCCUGCAUGCCGUCCUGGGAGAAGUAUCCUGGUAUUUGACAUCAGCAACACUUCACUCACAUGUGCUCCAAGACACCCUCCGUAUAAUCGGGCUACACCGGAAUACUAUGAUCUACUGUCGUUCCAAUGAUAGGCCAAACAUCCAUCUCUGUGUGCGGAAGAUGAAGUAUUCUAUCACUUCUCACCUUGAUCUUGCAUUCCUUGUGCCACUGAAUCCUGAGAUUGACAACUCAGACUGGGUCAGACAAAAUAUUCCGCAAUUCCUCAUCUACUGUAACUCACAAGUGGAUGCUGAAAGUACGGCACUCUUCUUACGAAGCCGCAUACCAGUGCAUGCUCGUCAUCGGAUUGUCUGGUAUCAUUCAGGGAUGUCAGAUGCAUUUAAAAAGGAGACGAUUGAGGAAUAUGAGAGGGGGGGAAUAUUAGGCCUCUGCUGUACAGACGCCUGUGGGAUGGGUCUUGAUUUACGUCGCGUCAGAAUUGUUGUCCAGUACCGACUCCUGAAGAAAAUUGAUGCCAUUGUACAGCGUUUUGGGCGCGCAGGACGUGACUCCUCAAUCCAAGCAACUGCUAUCCUCCUGGUUGAGAAAACGUACUUC